Messenger RNA from Octopus sinensis (East Asian common octopus), 777 nucleotides. RefSeq names its product noggin-2-like. Gene Ontology annotation, biological process: negative regulation of BMP signaling pathway; dorsal/ventral pattern formation; osteoblast differentiation. The transcript has a single exon. The coding region runs from base 10 to 765 and encodes 251 amino acids. NCBI's taxonomy places the organism in Eukaryota, Metazoa, Mollusca, Cephalopoda, Octopoda, Octopodidae. The record is from RefSeq and is a predicted model, not a curated record.
ACCCCUAGGAUGCGCUCUGAUCUGGAUAUGUUGAGUUCGAAGCUUGCUGGAUCCCUUCCUCUUCUUCUUCUCUGUGUUGUGUGUGUUGCCGGCAGCGGGAGCAGUAGCUUCAGUGAUUACAACCUAUUGCGAAAGAGUCAUGAAAAGAAUGUCGUCACCAAACGGCCUAAAUUUCCCAUAGUGCCUUCUGACUCACUUCCUGUCAACCUAAACGAGAAACCCGACAAAAAACACGAUCCGAGGGCUGAAAACCUAAAGCCGGAGAUUUUACGUAAACUACUCGGACGGUUUUUUAUCGACGAAUUCAUGUCUGUGGAACGACCGAAGGAAAGUAUCACAAAGCCUAACGGGACCCUCGCCUUGCGCUUUCAGAGGGGUUACCCUGUGGGGAGACGGCCCCCAUUUCUAGCUCGAUUCGGGCGCAUUAACCUCAAGGAUGAAACUGGGAGACGUUUCCGACAGUUGGAUUUGAAAGUUAAGACAGAAGCGAAGAGAAAAGUGGCUAAGUUUAUCCGGACGUACACAUAUUGUCCUGUCAUAUAUACGUGGAAGGACCUGGGUAUACGCUUCUGGCCCCGCUGGAUCAAAGAAGGCCAGUGUCACCAACGAGGACGGUCGUGUUCCUUACCACCAGGCAUGCGCUGUAAACCUAGCUAUUCACAAACUAUAAUUUUACUUCGUUUCCAUUGCUGGCCCGAUGCUAAAAUUUGUAACUGGAUUCAUGCUCAGUAUCCUAUAAUUAGUGCCUGUAAAUGUAAAUGUUAAUUAGCUAAUUAA